AUGAAAGCUCCCAACCUGUCGCUUCUCCUGUUUCCACUGGUUGUAGAUGCUUUGGACAGUGCCCAAAGGGCUGAGCUGGCAGCGAGCCUUCCUUGCAUCCGUUUUGUGUCUUCCGAGCUGACUUUCAUGCAACGACCGCGAAGUACUGAUGCAGUCGGAACUCCCAAGGCACUUUCCCUGUCGGAGACAUCGGACAGGCCGGCAUUCGUGGCCCAGGCGCAGCCGCCUACUUCGCCAGCGCGCUCCUUGCCACAGAAUUCGGACAGGCAAGUUCCUUCAGUGGUCCAGGUGCAGCAGCCCUCUCUGCCAGCAUCUUCCCUCCCGCAGACUUCGGACAGGCAAGUUUCUUCCGUGCAGCAGCCCUCUCUGCCAGCAUCUUCCCUCCCGCAGACUUCGGACAGGCAAGUUGCUUCCGUCGUCCCGACCCAGGUGCAGCAACCCUCUCUGCCAGCAUCUUCCCUCCCGCAGACUUCGGACAGGCAAGUUGUUUCCGUCGUCCCGACCCAGGCCCAACAGCUCACUCCACUGCAGACUUCGGACAGGCAAGUUCCUUCCGUGGCCCUGAAGUCUGAUCUGUCACCGCAAGCGCGGUUUGCGGCGACGCUGAGUUUGGCACUGAUCGUGAAAGCUCUCUGCAUGCUCAGCAACGUGAUUUGCUAUAUAUCACCUCUGCCACAGGUGCAGCAAUUUCAGAAAGUGGGAGACACUGGUGAAGCAGACUCAGCUCCGUUCAUGUCCAUCCUCUAUGCUGGGUGGCAAUGGUGCUUUUAUGGCACAUUCGCGUACCUCGUGACCCAGAAAAGUGGAUUUCUGGUGCUGUUCUAUUCCAACGUUGCCGGUGCUGUUCUUGGUAUAUACUAUGUGUGGGGCUUCCAACGAAACUGUCGAGACAGCAAGGCGUUGCAGCAGCUGCACCUCUACUUCCGCGCUGUGGCUGUCAUCGUGUGCUUGCAGUGUCUAGCGAUUUGCUCUUUGAGCCGCGGGAAUGCGCUCUUCUUCAGUGGCCUCAUGUCCUCCCUGUCCAGCAUUGUGAGUGCUACGUCUCUGUGCUCCACUUUGCCGAAGGUCAUCAAGACUCAGUGCUCGGCUUCCAUUAAUGUGGAGCUGCUCGUGGUGGGCUUGUGUUCUUCUGUGCUGUGGGUCAGCUGUGGGCUGAUGCUGUGGGACAUGUGGAUCACCGUGCCGAAUCUCUUCUGCUUCACCAUCCAGCUCGCUUGUGGCUUCUUUGCUCUCCUGUUUCCCAGGGAGGAACAGGGGGACCUAAUACACAUGCCUUCAAGAUCACCGGUCUGCGCUUGGCUGCUGCCAGCAGAGCAUGACAAUGAAGCACAAGCGGAAGAACACACUUGCGCCUCUUCGCGGCCAACCCUUGCUGGACGUACUGCCGCAGCGGCUGCCGCAAUCCGUGCCGCCCUGGCAGCAUCUGAAGCCAGGCAGGCUGCGCAUUGGGCACCGCAGGACUAUGGAAGUACAGUGUCUGCAGGCACUGCAGGGACGGGCGGCACCUGGUAG
Molecule: messenger RNA, 1512 nt
Organism: Symbiodinium natans
Lineage: Eukaryota; Dinophyceae; Suessiales; Symbiodiniaceae
Source: the annotation of a GenBank genome assembly